AUGGGCAAGCAACCGUUCAAGGAGGCCAAGUCCAAGGACAAGCGCUCCGCGCCGUACUCCAAGUCCGCCAAGUCGGCUCGGCACGCCAAGCCGAAGGGACCGAGCAAGCCAACCGUCGACGUCAAGUACGACGGCGAAGUGUCGGCAGCCACGAAGAAGGUGCUGGAGAAGAAGGCCAAGGUCGUCUCUGCGCCCGCCAAGAAGGUCAAGGCCGAGUCGAGCAAGAUCUCCGAGAAGACCAAGGGCAAGGGCAAGGCUGUCGCUGCGCUGCCCUCACCCUCCCCGGAAGCCGAUGACUCACCCACGUUCAAGAUCAUCGCGGGUACCUACGAGCGGCUCCUCUACGGCCUGGAGGGCAAGUAUGUUGAUGGCAAGAUCGCUCUCGAGCCACUCUUCAUCUUCCCGGCCCACCUGGCGUGUGUCAAGGCUGUCGCGGCGAGUCCGACGGGCAAGUGGCUGGCAACGGGGAGCGAGGACGAGUUUGUCAAGGUCUGGGAUCUGCGGAGGCGGAAGGAGGUCGGAUCUCUCAGCCAGCAUACCGGCUCCAUCACGUCCGCGACGUUCCCGACACCCAGCCACCUCCUCACGACGUCGGCGGACUCGACGAUUUCCCUCUUCCGCACGUCGGACUGGGCGCUCCUCAAGAGCCUGAAGGGCCACUCUGGGCGCGUCAACUAUGUCGACGUGCACCCAACCGGGCGUGUCGCUUUGUCGGUGGGCAAGGAUAACACACUCAAGAUGUGGGACCUGAUGCGCGGGCGCGGCGCGGCUUCCUUGGCUCUCGGAAGCGAGGCUGAGAUCGUCAAGUUCUCGCCGCGGGGGACGCACUUUGCCGUCCUGUUCCCACGCAAGAUUGAGAUUUACAGCCUCACGCUCAAGAAGCUCGCUACACUCGAGAGCAAGAUCCGCUUCAACCACUUGCUGUUCGCUGAGCUUCCGGGAGAGGAGACUGAGCUCCUCUGCGUCGGGACGGAGAAGGGCGUCGUGGAGGUGUACACUGUCGAGAUGCCGGAUGAGGAUGAGGAGGAGGAGGAGGAUGAGGAGGAUGAGGAGGAUGAGGAGGAGGAGAAGAAGGGGCCGAAGGCCGAAGUCGACCGCAUCGCCACUCUUGUAGGACACACCAACCGAAUCAAGGCCGUCUCGGCGCUUCCCUUCGCCGCACCCACGGGACCGACCGUGCUUCUGACCACGGCAUCGAGCGACGGCGUGAUCAACGUGUACGACCUCGGGGCCAUCCCGACUGCCGAGAGCGAGGAACAGCAGCCCAUCGCGAGCUACGACACCAAGGGGUCGCGCUUGACAUGUGUCUAUAUCGCUGAGGGUGGCGCCCCUCGACGCAAGAGCAAGACGGCACCGAAGGCCGAGGCCAAGUCGGGAGCUGGAGCCCGCUUCGACGUCGAGGAGAGCGAGGAGGAGGAGGAGAGUGAGGAAGAGGACGGCGACGAGGACAUGUACGAUGUCGCAUCGGAUGAGGAGUCUGAGGGCGGCGUCGAGGUCGAGUUUGAAGAUGAGGAAGAGGAGGAGGAUGAGGAGGAGGGCGAGUACGAGGACUAG
Messenger RNA from Cutaneotrichosporon cavernicola, 1554 nucleotides. RefSeq lists its product as uncharacterized. The transcript is spliced from 3 exons. The coding region runs from base 1 to 1554 and encodes 517 amino acids. Lineage: Eukaryota; Fungi; Basidiomycota; Tremellomycetes; Trichosporonales; Trichosporonaceae. The record is from RefSeq and is a predicted model, not a curated record. Gene Ontology annotation, molecular function: protein binding.